AUGCCCACGCCGCCCGCCCGCCCGCAUGACUCAUCGUCCAGGCUCCCUUCCUACUUCCCCUCCUCCUCCUCUUCGUCAGCCACCCUCCCUCACCCCUCCGUCACCCGCCCGAGCCCGCCGCGCGCUCCUCCAGCCCAGCCCCGACCCAGCCCCGACCCAAAGCCUACAAAGUGGACGAACAGCGCGGCCUCCUCCGCGACGUGGGCAGGUGGGUCCGCGGCGAGGGAGGUGGGGACAGGAGUCGGUGAACGCGCGCGCGGGCCGUCGCUCUCGUCGGGCGUGACCUGCGACCUGCGAGGUCGCCAGAUCGCACACCUGCGCGUCGGCCGGCGAACGCACGCACACACGCGCUCACGCGCCGGGCAGGGUGCGCCGAGGAUGAGGACGACUUCGGGGGCGCGUGCGGAGCCUGCGGUUGAAUCAUCAUCGCGAAAGAGUGAGCGUAGGACGCCAAAUGCGCUGGAGCGAGGCGGGCGUGCGCGCAGGAGCGCGCACGCGUUAUGGUCACUGUCCGUCAGGCGGACGUCGAGCUGCCGCAAGCAGGGCAUCGGCACCCGCUCCGGCGCGUCUUUGCCCGUGCCGCGCGUCGGGCACCAGGUCCUCUGGAGGGCCCACGACCACGGGGAUGCUGUCCAUUUUUACGUCUCGCGCGCCUCAGCCGACGUCGAUAUCCGAACGCGUCGACGCGCCGGCUGGUGGAUGAAGGAUGGUGUUGUGCGCGCAUGCGUGGACGAUCCCCAGCACCAGCACCAGCGCCCCGAGUCGAGCCCGAGCGAUAGGUACAUAGAGGGCGCCCUGCUCCACGAUGCUCCGGCGCGCACUCGUGGCGCUUGCGCUCGGGCGCGCGGCGAACUCGACAAGGGCGGAAGCACCAGCUCCCUGCUCCCUCAAAGCCAGUCUCACCGAAUACGGGUAUGCGGAGCCCACGUCGGGAGAGCCGCUGUUUUUUUGGGGACCACUCUCGCGCUUCACAGGACGCGGGGACGCAACUCAUUUUUUAUUUUAUUUUGA
This is a messenger RNA of Heterobasidion irregulare TC 32-1, 1011 nucleotides long. RefSeq lists its product as uncharacterized. NCBI's taxonomy places the organism in Eukaryota, Fungi, Basidiomycota, Agaricomycetes, Russulales, Bondarzewiaceae. The coding region runs from base 1 to 1011 and encodes 336 amino acids. The transcript is spliced from 2 exons. The record is from RefSeq and is a predicted model, not a curated record.